UUGGAAGUGUAGCUGUGGAAGACCAGCCAGAUGUCAGUGCUGUCUUGUCUGCCUACAACCAACAAGGAGACCCUACAAUGUAUGAAGAAUACUAUAGUGGACUGAAACACUUCAUUGAAUGUUCUCUGGACUGCCAUCGAGCAGAAUUAUCCCAACUCUUUUAUCCUCUGUUUGUACACAUGUACUUGGAGCUAGUUUAUAAUCAACAUGAAAAUGAAGCAAAAUCAUUCUUUGAGAAGUUCCAUGGAGAUCAGGAAUGUUAUUACCAGGAUGACCUACGAGUAUUAUCUAGUCUUACCAAAAAGGAGCACAUGAAAGGGAAUGAAACCAUGCUGGAUUUUCGAACAAGUAAAUUUGUUCUUCGUAUUUCCCGUGACUCGUACCAACUCUUGAAGCGGCAUCUUCAGGAGAAACAGAACAAUCAGAUAUGGAACAUAGUUCAGGAGCACCUGUACAUUGACAUCUUUGAUGGGAUGCCUCGUAGUAAGCAACAGAUAGACGCGAUGGUGGGAAGUCUGGCAGGAGAGGCUAAACGAGAAGCAAACAAAUCAAAGGUAUUUUUUGGCUUAUUAAAAGAACCAGAAAUUGAGGUGCCUUUGGAUGAUGAGGAUGAAGAAGGAGAAAAUGAAGAAGGAAAACCUAAAAAGAAGAAGCCUAAAAAGGAUAGCAUUGGAUCUAAAAGCAAAAAACAAGAUCCCAAUGCCCCACCGCAAAACAGAAUUCCUCUUCCUGAGUUGAAAGAUUCAGACAAACUGGACAAAAUAAUGAAUAUGAAAGAGACCACCAAACGAGUUCGCCUUGGGCCAGACUGUUUACCUUCCAUUUGUUUUUAUACAUUCCUUAAUGCUUACCAGGGCCUCACUGCAGUGGAUGUCACAGAUGAUUCCAGUCUGAUCGCUGGAGGUUUUGCAGAUUCUACUGUCAGAGUGUGGUCUGUGACACCCAAAAAGCUUCGUAGUGUCAAACAAGCAUCAGAUCUUAGUCUUAUAGACAAAGAAUCAGAUGAUGUCUUGGAAAGAAUCAUGGACGAGAAAACUGCGAGUGAGUUGAAGAUUUUGUAUGGUCACAGUGGGCCUGUCUAUGGAGCCAGCUUCAGUCCCGACAGGAACUAUCUGCUCUCCUCUUCAGAGGAUGGAACUGUCAGACUCUGGAGCCUUCAGACGUUUACUUGCUUGGUGGGAUAUAAAGGACACAACUACCCAGUAUGGGACACCCAGUUUUCUCCAUACGGAUAUUAUUUUGUGUCAGGAGGCCAUGACCGAGUAGCUCGGCUUUGGGCUACAGAUCACUAUCAGCCUUUAAGGAUAUUUGCUGGACAUCUUGCUGAUGUGAAUUGCACUAGAUUUCACCCAAAUUCCAACUAUGUUGCUACGGGCUCUGCAGACAGAACUGUACGGCUCUGGGAUGUCCUCAAUGGUAAUUGCGUAAGGAUCUUCACUGGACACAAGGGACCAAUUCAUUCCUUGACAUUUUCUCCCAAUGGGAGAUUCCUGGCUACAGGAGCAACAGAUGGCAGAGUACUUCUUUGGGAUAUUGGACAUGGCUUGAUGGUUGGAGAAUUAAAAGGCCAUACUGAUACAGUGUGUUCUCUUAGAUUUAGUAGAGAUGGUGAAAUUUUGGCAUCAGGUUCAAUGGAUAAUACAGUCCGGUUAUGGGAUGCCAUCAAAGCAUUUGAAGAUUUAGAGACUGAUGACUUUACUACAGCCACGGGGCAUAUAAAUCUACCUGAGAAUUCCCAGGAGUUAUUAUUGGGUACAUAUAUGACCAAAUCAACACCAGUUGUACAUCUACAUUUUACUCGAAGAAACUUGGUUCUAGCUGCAGGAGCUUACAGUCCGCAAUAAACCAGCGGUAUUAGAGACCUUUUGGAAGCUACUGUUUGGAAAAGGGAGACUUAAAGCAAAUACCUCAGUGAUUAGUAUUUAAGCUACAAAGAAUGUUUUUGUCUACAUGGAUCUGGGAGUAUGCUGCUUGGAAAAUCUGAACAGGACAGUUCCACGUUUCUAUAGCAACCACAUUUAACUAAUUUCCGUUAGUUGAAUAAGAGGUAUUAUGUUCAUGGAGGGGACAUUUAUGGUGCUUUGGAUUGUGUGGAAACUAUGCAUUUUUCUGUUCAAAUGUUAUUUUAAUUUAUUAUGUUUAGAAAGGAAAACAAUUUGAUUUAAGCAAUUUAUUCUGCUUCAAGAUUCAAGAAAUAUAGUACCAUCUUGAGUAGCUAAAGAGUUCUAUGAGCAUGUGUGUGUCUGCUGUAAAACGAAGUUACUGUAUGGCACGCAAACACUGUGUUAAACCACCCACUAACAUGCUUUCCUUCACCCAUGACUAGUGGAAUGUAUGGGACUACAGUCCCUAAGAUCUAUAAGUACCAACCAUCCACCGACAUCUCAAUUCCUACCUUGUAAGUUCUGAGUGCGACCACUCUACAAGCCAGGUGACAAGACUUAGACACCACACUCUAUGUCAGCUGACAUGGCUACAUACGCCCUAGUACACUUGAAGUCAGACAGACAUUUCAGUUGCUUACCUCCAGUGCUGAGCCUUGCUUUGAAAAACUAAGAGAUUUAGACCAAGUCACUGCCAGUUUUUGCCUUUGUUGGAUUUUGUACAGUUUUAUAUUUUUGAUAUCUUGUAAAUAAAGACAACCAGCUUUUCCAGGUU
Cricetulus griseus (Chinese hamster) is the source of this 2658-nucleotide messenger RNA. NCBI's taxonomy places the organism in Eukaryota, Metazoa, Chordata, Mammalia, Rodentia, Cricetidae. The record is from RefSeq and is a predicted model, not a curated record.